Penicillium antarcticum is the source of this 369-nucleotide messenger RNA. RefSeq names its product ubiquinol--cytochrome-c reductase subunit 7. Lineage: Eukaryota; Fungi; Ascomycota; Eurotiomycetes; Eurotiales; Aspergillaceae. Gene Ontology annotation, biological process: mitochondrial electron transport, ubiquinol to cytochrome c. Bases 1 to 369 code for a protein of 122 amino acids. The transcript is spliced from 4 exons. The record is from RefSeq and is a predicted model, not a curated record.
AUGUCUGCCCCUUCUUUCGCCAGCUACAUCGUCAAGCGCCCGCUGCUUAAGCGCUGGAUGCAGCCCCUUGCCAACUGGUACACCGACGCCGCCGGCUACAGGAGACUCGGACUCAAGUUCGACGACCUCAUUCCCGAGGAGAGCGAGAACGUCCAGAAGGCCAUCAAGCGUCUUCCUUCCAAGGAAGCCUAUGACCGUGUUUUCCGUAUCCGCCGCGCUUUCCAGUGCUCCAUCUCCCACACUCUUCUCCCCGCCAACGAGCAGACCAAGCCCGAGGAGGACGUCGAGUACCUGAGCCCCAUCAUCCGCGAGAUCGAGAAGGAGGUCAAGGAGCGUGAGGACCUCGACAACCUUGUUGUCCGCAAGUAA